AUGGUCCAUCAUCACUGUGUGGACCAUCAAGCUUCCAGCUUCAGCACCAUCAACAAACUGUCUCACAUCGAGAACCAGCUCAGAGACUUGCUGCAGGACCUGGACACCAUACCAUCAGAGCACUUGGACCAGAUGAGGAGAGUGAAGGACAGUGAGAGGAGGACCAGGCAGCGUGAGGAGAAGCUUCGUGAGCAGCAGCAGAAGCAGAAGGAGAGAAUGAGGAGGUAUCUGGAAAGAUCUCUGGAGGAACCCAAGAAAGUGCUAAAGAAGAAGCCCACGCCCAAGUUUGUCCCCACGGUCCAGAAGGUCCCAGAGUCUAAAGAGACCGGGUCAAGAGACGAAGAAGAGACCAGGAGAUACCUGUUCCCCUCCGACGAGUCUGACUAA
Molecule: messenger RNA, 387 nt
Organism: Knipowitschia caucasica
Lineage: Eukaryota; Metazoa; Chordata; Actinopteri; Gobiiformes; Gobiidae
Source: the annotation of a GenBank genome assembly